Messenger RNA from Clonostachys byssicola, 1284 nucleotides. The record is from the annotation of a GenBank genome assembly. Lineage: Eukaryota; Fungi; Ascomycota; Sordariomycetes; Hypocreales; Bionectriaceae.
AUGAGGCUUGAGCCUCUUGAUCGACCUCCCCCAGAGCCAAUUCUUGAUCCUGGACCGGGCUCCAAUGGUGUUGGUGGCGUUCUUCUUCGGUUCAUCCACGAUCUGGUGACGAUGAAUAGGCGAGCCUCCGCCCCAAGGAUAGUCAGGGUUGCUUGGAAGCUCAUCCUUCACUUCCGGGGGGCCGGCUACUAUGUCAGUUGGUGGGGGCUGGUAGAGGGGGCGUCCCCAUUUUCCGUUGAAAAACUCGUCGUCGUGACUGUCCAUGUUGUGGUAAAGGUGGAAGAUUUCACCAUCGAAUCAGCCACGGAGCCAUUGCAUGCCGAUUUAGUGGUCCAGCUUGACCAGGAAGAUGGUGAGGGUGUAGAGAAGGUCACUUCAGCUGUCACGCUUUCGGAGUUUGUGGGGAGAGAGCCGCUCCCAGUGAAUGGCGGAGAGGACUGCCCCGUGGAAUUGCUUGUCGGGGGAACGGCGAUCGUUAGGAGCGUUGUCUCAGAUACUGGGCUGCUGCUACUCGAGGCCCCGGCAGUGUCUUGGGCCUGGGUGGACUGGCCAGUGGGAAGCCCAAAGGUUGAGAUGGGUGAACCAUCUGAUGAGAUUCGGCUCGAAUUAGUCCAAACUCCUGACAAGGAGCUCAAAGUUCCCCCAAUUGGAGACCCAGAACGUGAUGAAAGGCCUGUUAAUGUUGUAAGAGUGUUCCCUGGAGUGGUCGACAAGCUGGAUAUGUUACGAAUUGACGCAAGAUUUGUUUCUGUGGGACUUGGGACUGUUCCUGGGGUUGCGCUCUCGCUGGUCGUAGAACCCUCCAUUGUGAUAGUUGAGGUCUCCAAAGCCGUGCGAGUAUUGGCCAUUGUUCGAGAAACGGGGCCACUUGAUGGCGAGGACCCUGUUGCGCUGGAUAGGGUAAUAAAGAUUGGCGAACUGAAGACUGGAGACGAACCGGUAGCUUCACUCGCCGAGGACUCUAUUGGGCUGGAUAGAGUGAUGAAGGUUGGCGAGCUGAAGGCUGGAGGCGAGUUGUUAUCGUCACUCGCCGAGGGCUUGGAAUCAGAAGAUCCACUGGUAUUUAUGGGAGACCCUACGCUGCUUGGCCAGCUUCCUGGAAUCGAAACCGUAAUAGUUACACCCGAGGUUGCUGGUGACGUCUCUCCACUACUUGGACUGUCGGAAAUACUGGAACCACUGCUCCACGUCGCACGCCAGGAUGUUGUCGAUAAUGUUAUGAGGCUGGGUUCCGGGGUACCUGUGACGAUUUGGCUCUCGGUUCUCGGAGACGUGAAUAUUUGA